AUGUCUUACGUAGAUGAUAGCGACACAUAUGAAGAGGACAUCGAUGAUUUGCCUGAGGAUGUCGACAACGAGUUCAAGACCGUGGAAGAGUAUGACCCGUUUGAAGCUUCGUUAAUGAUGGGGGCACAAUUUCAACAACUUGUAAACAUAUACGAGAGUUCUUCGUCCGCAUUUCCACCAUUAAGAAGAAUCCCCUACCGAGAAUCCACGUACUCGGGUUUGGACUGGGUAAAUGAAUUGUUAGCUGGAAAUCCACGUCGAUUUAAAGAUGCAAUGGGCAUAAAUCAAUGUCAUUUCACCAUCCUUUGUGACGAAAUCAAAAGGGCUGGAUUCCACCCCAAAAGAAGACAAACAAAAAUAGGCAUUGAAGAAAGCGUAGCCAUUUUUCUGCAUACAAUAAAAGGGCAUCAAAGGCAACGAUUUGCGGCUGAAACAUUCAGAAAAUCAGGAGAGACAAUCAGUCGUCAUUGUCACAAAGUCAUCAAUGCUCUUUGUUAUCUCGCCUCCGACUACAUUCGUCCCCCAGACUUCAACCGUGUUGCACCGUGGAUAAGAAAUAACCGGAAUUUAUAUCCUUACUUCAAGGACUGCAUUGGUGCAAUUGACGGGACUAUUACGUGGGUGCCAGAAGGACAACAGGGUUCCUACAGAUGUAGGAAAGGGUAUUUGGCACAAAAUGUGAUGUUGGCGUGCGAUUUUGACCUGAAGUUCACUUUUGUUCUAGCGGGAUGGGAAGGCAGCGCAAACAAUGCACGCAUUUUCAAUCAGACGUUGUCAGACCCUAGAUAUAAUUUCCCCUAUCCACCGCCCGGUAAAUUGAACAUGACACGAUUAAAAUGUUAUACUGUAGUUUAG
Molecule: messenger RNA, 855 nt
Organism: Striga hermonthica
Lineage: Eukaryota; Viridiplantae; Streptophyta; Magnoliopsida; Lamiales; Orobanchaceae
Source: the annotation of a GenBank genome assembly